Messenger RNA from Cynoglossus semilaevis (tongue sole), 1857 nucleotides. RefSeq names its product insulinoma-associated 1b (gene insm1b). Gene Ontology annotation, biological process: negative regulation of transcription by RNA polymerase II; neuron differentiation; regulation of cell cycle process. Gene Ontology annotation, molecular function: RNA polymerase II cis-regulatory region sequence-specific DNA binding; DNA-binding transcription repressor activity, RNA polymerase II-specific. Gene Ontology annotation, cellular component: transcription repressor complex; nucleus. The record is from RefSeq and is a predicted model, not a curated record. Lineage: Eukaryota; Metazoa; Chordata; Actinopteri; Pleuronectiformes; Cynoglossidae.
GGCCCAUCAGACCGUAAAAAGAGGAGGGUCUCGGCGUGUGCCUCGGUCGGGGAGGGGCCGCCGAGCGCACACAUUAAUGCAAUAAACCGCCGGUACAUCUGCUGAGCUAUCUGCACAUCCUCCAACGAAAUCCACGGACGCCGCGCUCUGAGCCCUCCCACAAUCAAAUCCACUGGGGUCUGGGUCUCAUCCGAUUGGUCAGGGAUGCUGCAACAGGGGGGGCGAGAACAAUAGCAUCAUUCCGGCAUAAAAGAGUGGAGCUAUGCCUUGGAGACGAAAACAUUUCAGUAACAGAAGGAUCAAUAUACUGGGGGAGAAAAGUCCCAGAAGCCUCUAGUGUUGCCAUAUUUUUUGACCCAACCUGGAUACUCGAGGUUCUACCACCGUCCCGAAGUGCCUUCCAGCCGCCACUCGCCAAGAUGCCCAAAGGAUUCCUGGUAAAAAGAAACAAGAAAUGUGCACAUGUUUCCUACAGGACUCGGCCGGACGACAGUGACCUCCAGGAGCCACCCACCCCAGCUGCCUUGCCGAGUCACCGGGACCCCUCCCCGCCGAUGUCCACGGCGUCCAGUCCGGACCGCGCCACAGCGUCGCCCGUCUUCACCGCGGCCGACGCGCUGGUGCCAAGGCUGGAGAAGCCGGCUCAGUUCGGUAACCCGGAGGCGGUGUGCCAAGCCAUCUACAGCCCCACCCGGCCCAUCAGUAAGGAGCACGACAGAGGAUAUUUCGAGCGAAGUUUCAAUCUGGGCUCGCCCAUUUCUGCCGAGUCAUUCCCGACACCUGCCUCCCUCUCCGGCUUGGACCAUCUCCUCUACGCCCCUGUCGACCUGAAAAUCGGCACCAGCAACAGCAGCCGCAGCGGCACCAGCAGCAGCACCAGCCUGCCGGCUCCCAGCCACCGGGUCGCGGCCAAAAGACCCGCAGCUGAAGGUACGGAGCGCAAACCGAAACCCGCCGCCAAAAAACCCAAAGCCAUCCGAAAACUCAACUUCGAAGACGAGGUGACCACUUCCCCUGUGCUCGGCCUGAAAAUCAAAGAAGGGCCGGUGGAGGCGAAGCCGAGGGCGCAGUCCUCCGGGGGGAACAAGCCUCUGGGGGAGUUCGUGUGUCAGCUGUGUAAGGAGGCGUACGCGGACCCGUUCUCCCUGGCUCAGCACAAGUGCUCCCGCAUCGUCAGGGUCGAGUACCGCUGUCCGGAGUGUGACAAGAUGUUCAGCUGCCCGGCCAACCUGGCCUCUCACCGCCGCUGGCACAAACCCCGGGGCACCGCGGGGGCACCGGCGCUGCCCUCCGCCGCGCAGCAGGGCAUCAAGACCGAAAUGGGGAAAAUGCCAGCGCUGGGCGUCAAGUCGGUGUCGGACGAAGCCAAAGACAUGAGCGACAGGGACACGCCGAGUCCAGGUCUGUCCGAGUCCGGCUCCGAGGACGGCUGCUACGACUGUCAGUUCUGCGGCAAGAGGUUCAAGCGGCAGGCGUACCUAAGAAAACACAUCAUGGGACACCACUCCUCCACCACCUCCUCCACCACCUCCUCCACCACCUCCUCCACCACCUCCUCCACCUCCUCCCCUCCUCCUUCUCAGAAGAAGCCUAACCAAAGCCCCCUGAACCUGAGCCCGGUGGACUGCCUGCUGUGCCCGGUGUGCGGGGAGAGUUUCAGCAGCAGGGCCGGUCAGGAGCGACACCUGCGCCUCAUGCACUCCUCCCAGAUCUACCCGUGCAAAUACUGCCCCGCCACCCUCUACAGCUCCCCGGGACUCACCAGGCACAUAAACAAGUGCCACCCCUCGGAGAACAGGCAGGUGAUCCUGCUGCAGAUGCCGGUGCGCCCCGCCUGCUGAAGACCACACACCAAAC